AUGCGGAGAGAGGCGGAAAGAAGCGGAGAGGUCGCGAGAAACGGAGAGGCGGAGAGAGGUGGAGAGAAGCGACGAGGCGGCGAGAGGAGGAGAGACGCGGAGAGAGGCGGUGAGAAGAGGAGAGGUGGCGAGAAGGGGAGAGAGGUGGAGAGAAGCGACGAGGCGGCGAGAGGAGGAGAGACGCGGAGAGAGGCGGUGAGAAGAGGAGAGGUGGCGAGAAGGGGAGAGAGGUGGAGAGAAGCGGAGAGGCGGAGAGACGGAGAGGAUGAUAGAGAAGCUUCGGUGGUUUCCGUCGUUGAUUUCACCGGAGGGAACACAACGAAGCAGACACAAUCGCCAUGUUCUUCGCCGUUGAAGAGAGAGGCGGAGAGACCAAAAAGAUUUUAG
Brassica oleracea var. oleracea is the source of this 387-nucleotide messenger RNA. Its product is annotated as octapeptide-repeat protein T2-like. The record is from RefSeq and is a predicted model, not a curated record. The transcript has a single exon. NCBI's taxonomy places the organism in Eukaryota, Viridiplantae, Streptophyta, Magnoliopsida, Brassicales, Brassicaceae. Bases 1 to 387 code for a protein of 128 amino acids.